AUGUCCUUCGUGGACGAAACUACCCAUGUCAAAGAGAAGGCAAAAGUCAUGAAGAGGAAUCGUCAAUUAAAUAUUCGAAACACAAGAUUAAGAAAGACAUUACAAAACGAUAAGCUGUUGAAUAAUUACUUUGAGUUUGCUGUUUCCAAUAACAAACAUAACAAUGACCUAACUGUGUACAAGAUGGUCGACACACAAAGACUUGAACAACAAGAAGUUUCGAAUGGAAACAUGGAAGAAACUAAUCGAGUGGUAACCUCCAAAGUACCAAUCAAAGCAAACAUGCUACUAAGUAACCCAUGCCAACAGUUGAGUGAGCAACAUGUAAAUAUUUCGAAUAACAUCUCACUUACAUGUUCCAACAACAAUUCAUUCGAAAGCGUUUCUGAUUUUGACCAACAACACGCCUCCAUUCAAAACAAUACUACAUGUUCUAACAUUGGUGAACAUGUUCCAUCUACCGAACAAAUCUAUUCGAAUGAACAUUCUUAUUCGAAUCAAGCUUUCAUGCAAAAUGAGGAAUAUUCUGGAAACAGCAGAGUUUCAUUUACUGACAAUUCAUUGGAUUUUUGCACUAGAGAAGAGGAUUUGGGGUUUCUUACAUAUUCUUGGUUUGAUACGUUCGCUGAAUUUUUACAUAAAGAAACUAAUCUUCUUUCUAAUGGAUUUUCACAAAAUGAAACAAACCAAACUAAUUUAUUUCUCAAUUUCAAACUUUGA
Molecule: messenger RNA, 720 nt
Organism: Naegleria gruberi
Lineage: Eukaryota; Heterolobosea; Eutetramitea; Acrasida; Naegleriidae
Exons: 1
Coding region: 1-720 (239 amino acids)
Source: RefSeq, a predicted model, not a curated record